Messenger RNA from Dioscorea cayenensis subsp. rotundata (Guinea yam), 2412 nucleotides. RefSeq names its product pentatricopeptide repeat-containing protein At3g62890-like. Gene Ontology annotation, biological process: RNA modification. NCBI's taxonomy places the organism in Eukaryota, Viridiplantae, Streptophyta, Magnoliopsida, Dioscoreales, Dioscoreaceae. The transcript has a single exon. The coding region runs from base 52 to 2001 and encodes 649 amino acids. The record is from RefSeq and is a predicted model, not a curated record. Gene Ontology annotation, molecular function: zinc ion binding; RNA binding; protein binding.
AUAAGUACCAUUUUUAAGCCCACAACCCAUUCGACGAAAUUCCCACAAUCCAUGCUCGCAACCAACCCUCGAAAAUGGCUAAGUAUUUCCACACCACCACCGCUACGCUUCACCCCCUCCAUCCCCGUCCACCGGAGCUCCAUCGCCACCGCCAAGUUCAUCGCCGACCAUCCGAUCCUUACUCUCUUCAACAAGGCCAAGCACCACCACCAUCUUGAUCUCAAAGCUCUCCACGCCCACACCAUCACUUCCGGCCUCAUCUCCGACCCCUUCGCCGCCAGCCGCAUUAUCGAACUCUGCCUCCGUUAUUCCUCUCCCAAUCUCCACUACGCCACCACCAUCUUCCAUUCGAUUCCCUGCCCCGACGUCUACACAUGGAACGCCAUGAUCGCCGGCCACAUCGCCAGCAGCUCUCCCGAGUCUGGUGUCGCGUUCUACUUCCAUAUGCGCCGGAGCCUUGCCCCACCGAACAACUACACCUUCGCGUUGCUGAUCAAAGCUUGCACCUUGGCCGGCGUCGCCAUUGGUGUCGCAAGGCAAGCUCACGGCCAAGUGUUCAAAUGCGGCGCUGAGGAUUGGCUUGUUGUCAAAAACUCUCUUUUGAGCAUGUAUUGCAAUUUAGGGCACUUAGAUGACGCUUUUGAAUUGUUCAACAAGAAUUUGGAUUUGGAUGUCAUCUCUUGGAACACAAUGAUCUCCGCAUUUGGGAAAAAUGGAGAUGUUUGGAACGCUCGGAAGAUGUUUGAUGAAAUGCCUGAAAGAAGUUUGGUUUCUUGGAGUUCUGUGAUUGAUGGUUAUGUGAGGAGUGGUGAUGCUUGUGAGGCAUUGAGGUUGUUUAGGAUGAUGCAAGAGGAGAGGAUGAAGCCAGACUGCGUGGUUCUUGCGAGUGUGCUCAAGGCGUGUGCGCAGCUCGGCGCUCUUGCUCAAGGCCGAUGGAUUCAUGCUUACAUUGAUAGGAAUGAGAUUGGUAAGGAUGGUAAUGUGAUUCUCUUGACUGCAUUGGUUGACAUGUAUUGCAAAUGCGGUUGUGUGGAUGUUGCUCGGCAAGUGUUUGAUUGUGUUCGGGAUGUCAGGGAUGUUGUCUUGUGGAAUUCGAUGAUUGGUGGGCUCGCUAUGAAUGGUUGUGGAGCUGACGCUCUUGAGCUUUUUCAGGGGAUGAAAGAGCGAGAAUUGAGGCCAAACGAGACGACAUUCAUUGAAGUUCUAUGCGCGUGUGCGCAUAACGGAUUGGUUGAAGAAGGAAUAAAGAUAUUUGAUUCGAUGAAAAGUUAUGGAUGUGAGCCUCAAAGAGAGCAUUAUGGUUGUUUGGUUGAUGUUCUUGCAAGAUCAGGGAGGCUGAAGGAGGCUGAGCAAGUGUUGGUAAAUAUGCCAAUGGAGCCUCAAGCUUCACAAUGGGGUGCAUUAAUGUCUGCUUGUCGAACACAUAACAACAUAGACGUCGGUGAGCGGGCAGGAAGGCGAUCGAUCAUGUUAGAACCACAUGACGGAGGCCGAUAUGUUUUGCUAGCGAACAUGUACGCGAAUGUGGGGCGAUGGAAGGAAGCAAGCAAUACAAGGAGAGCAAUGGAAGCAAAAGGAGUGAACAAGGAGAUAGGUUGUAGUUUCAUAGAAUGGGAGGGAAUUGUUCAUGAAUUCAAAGUAGGGGACAUGGGGCAUGAUCAAACAAGAGAAAUAUAUGCAAUGUUGGAAGAGAUAGAGAGGAAGUUGGAAAUUAAUGGGUAUGUGAAGGAUGCAUCACAGUUGGUGGUUGAUGUUAGUGAUGAGGAGGAGAAGGGUAUUGCAUUGGCUUAUCACAGUGAGAAGUUGGCUAUUGCAUUUGGGAUGAUAAACAUGGCUAGUGGAUUGCCUAUUAGGAUUGUAAAGAACCUUAGGGUUUGUAGAGAUUGCCAUGAAUAUACUAAGCUUGUUUCGAAAGUGUAUCAGAGAGAACUCAUAGUGAGAGAUAGGAAUAGGUUUCAUAGGUUUGCUGAUGGACAAUGCUCUUGCAAAGAUUUUUGGUAGGGCAAAGACUGAUUUUGAGAUUAAUAUGACACUUGAGAGAUCUUGUUGUAAAUAUAUGUCCCCAUACUACCGAUCUAUAUCGGUGUAAAUAUAUAUGUCCACAUAUGUAUGCCCACAUACUACCGAUCGAUAUUGGUUUGGUGUGUCUCAUGAAUAGUGAACCUGUGAAGCUUUUAUGUUAUGCAAUGUAGCUUAAAAACAACCGAAUAUCAAGAACACAUGAAUAGAAUUUUACAUUAAAUUUUUCCUUGCUAAACUUUCUGAAUGUUUGUCAAUUUGAUUCAUUCAGAUCAAUAUGUUUUUCUGUAACAAUCAGGGUGAUUAUCAACCUCACCCUUGCAUGAAUAGGGUGCAAGUGAUACACAACAAUGUAAGUGAAGCUGAAAAAGUAUAAGGGAAAAAAAAUAGCGA